AUGUGGUCUACAAGCCUUAUAAUCCCCCUCCUUGUCCUAGCGAUUGGAGGCGAAUGCCGGUCUUUACUCAAUGUCGACACGUCGACCACGCCCGCUCAGGCAUCAAGAAGUCGCUCUAGGCGAGCCGGGCUCGCCAUCGCCGCGCAUGGGGUUCGAUACAACUACGCGGGGUGCUACACCGAUAAUGGCAACCAGCGGACUCUGUCCUUUAAUGCUGGUAUCGGCGGCGUGACGCCAGAGACGUGUCAGGCGGCUUGCCAGGGAAAAGGCUACGUGUAUUCUGGGACAGAGACUCAGUGUGGCAACUCUCUUUCGAGCAUCGCCCAAAAAGGCAGCGACAGCAAUUGCGCCUCACCCUGCGCGGCCGACAACAGCAAAAUCUGCGGCGGCGGGUGGUAUCUCAGCAUCUACCAAAGUGUUGCCACCGCCGAUACGCCCACAUCGCUGGGAUGCUUUGCCGACAAUGGCUCGGCUCGCACGAUCAACGGUCCUUCAUUCUACAAGUACGACCUUACUCCUGGCAACUGUUUUGACUACUGCGGGAAACUGGGCUAUUCGGUGGUCGGACUGGAAAAUGGUGGAGAGUGCUUUUGCGGCAGUGCGACACCUGCCACUUCGCUACAGUUGGCCAGCAGCGAGUGUUCCUCCAGGUGCGGCGGGGAGCAGGGCUCAUUCUGCGGCGGAUCUUACCGGCUCAAUGUCUACACCUUGCCCACUUGCGACCAGAAGAUCACGACGAACUGCGCCUAUCCCGCCGGCUACAAGCCGCCAACCUCCACCACAUCUUCUGCGCCCACCUCUGCCCCAACCGUCUCGGCUCUGACGCGUCUCGGCUGCUACAGCGACGACAGCGGAACCCGGACUCUGAAGGACUCGACCAUCUACAAGUACGACUUGACACCGAGUGACUGCUUCAACUACUGCGGCAAGCUUGGUUACGCGUACGCGGGCAUGGAGAACGGCAACGAGUGCUACUGCGGAAAAGACGCCCCGGUGCCUACUCGGAAGGUCGACAACUCGCAGUGCUCGACUCGGUGCGCUGGCGCCUCUGGCUCAUUCUGCGGAGCACCUUACCGUCUGAACAUCUACCGCAUCACCGCCACAUGCAACUCUCAAACCACCACACAAUGUGUCGCCGGGACCUCAACAUCCGCCCCAGCACCGACCGCUACCAUCAAACCCCUCCCAGCGGGUCUGAAAGGAUUAGGCUGCUUUGCCGAUGCUGCAACUAUGGGCUUCACCGCGCGGGUUCAAACGACCACCUUGAACCCCUACAACUGCGUUCAGUACUGCUCGGGGAAGGGCUACAAUUUUGCCGGGGCGCAAGCUGGUGGAGACACCCUCCAACACACCCCAGCAAUUUGGCAGGAAGACAUCAAACUCGCCGCUGCAGCUGGUAUCGACGGCUUUGCGCUCAACAUGGGCCAAGCCUCCUACCAGGUCGACCAGAUCGCCUCCGCCUACCAAGCAGCGGCUAGUCUCAAAGCAACAUUCAAGCUCUUCUUCUCGUUCGACAUGACUGCCAUGUACUGCUCGUCUCAGGGCGAUGCCCAAUAUCUCGCAAGCCUUGUCGCUCGCUACGCGUCCAACCCCUACCAGGCCUACUACCAGAACAAAGUCCUCGUCACCACCUUUGCCGGCGACCAGUGUCGGUUCGGGACCGGUUCCGCCCUGGACGGCUGGAACUACUUCCGAUCGCUCCUUACCAAGCAAAACAUCCCCAUCUACCUCAUGCCCUCGCUCUUUGUGGACGUCUACAGUACCGGCAACAGCUGGUACGACGGUCACUUUGACUGGGACUCGGCAUGGCCGCUUUCCUCUGCCAAUCUCGACGGGUCUCGGGAUCAGGCCAGCGUCGCCACGCUCAAGUCCAAAAGCAAGGGCUACAUGGCCAACAUCUCUCCCGCCUUCUUUACGUACUACGGUACCUCUGGGCAGUACGCCUACAACAAGAACUGGAUUUACCGUAGCGACAAUUGGCUCUUGGCGACGAGGUUUGAGACUCUGAUAGGGAUGAGGGCCCAGUUUGACAUGGCAGAGAUCACUACGUGGAAUGAUUACGGAGAGAGCCACUACAUCGGUCCUAUCCGAAGCGAACAACCCGGAUCCCAAGGCUGGGUCAACGGCAUGCCCCACACCGCGUGGCUCACCCUCAUUGCCUACUAUGCCCCAGCGUGGAAGAACGGCGCCUACCCCACCCCCACCGACCAGAUGAUCAUCUGGUCCCGCCCCCACCCCAAGAACGGCUCGCCCACCAACCCCACCCUCGGCCGUCCUCGCGACGCCGACUGGACAGACGACAACCUCUACGGUCUGGUCAUCCUCUCGGCCCCGGCGGACGUGGCGAUGGUAUCUGGCAACAGCAACAUCAACUACCUCAACCUCCCUGCCGGUCUGCACAAGCUCAGCCUCGCGAGCAAGGAGGGCGUCAUCGGCGGUCAGAUCUCCCGGAACGGACAAGUCGUCAAGCGUUUCUCGAGUGAUGGUGUCUUCAAAUUCAGCAGGUGA
Messenger RNA from Dioszegia hungarica, 2508 nucleotides. RefSeq names its product glycosyl hydrolase family 71-domain-containing protein. The record is from RefSeq and is a predicted model, not a curated record. Lineage: Eukaryota; Fungi; Basidiomycota; Tremellomycetes; Tremellales; Bulleribasidiaceae. Gene Ontology annotation, molecular function: glucan endo-1,3-alpha-glucosidase activity. The transcript has 8 exons. Bases 1 to 2508 code for a protein of 835 amino acids.